CCUCACAAUGCUCACAUCCCAGCUUUGGAGAGUCCGCUCCUCACAACUCACAAACAGUUGCGGUCUGGCAGAAGAAGGGUGAAAGCUCUCCCUCCUCCCUACUCCCUCUUCCCUCCUCCCUCCUCCCUCCCCAAUUUCUCUUUGGGUGGAAAAAGAAAUCACAUCUCAUCACUACACUGUCUGUGAAUUGUUGUGGGUUGUGGAAUUUCUCCCAAGGGAAUGGAGAGCUUCGUCCUCUACACUUCAUCUUCCUCCUUCUCACCCUCCUCUCGCCUUUCUUUACUCCGCAGAUCACCGCCCUCCCUCAAAUCCCCCCCCUCCAUUUUCCCCUCCUCCGCCUCUCCUCGCCCGGUCUCCAACCUCCGAUCACCUCCCUCGCGCCUUCUCCCCCCCCUCGCCCUCUUCAAAUCAAAACCCCGCACUUUCCUCCACCCAAUCCAAGCAUCCCCCUCGCCACCCCCACCACCGGUAGAGGAAUCCCCUAAGGGCGCCAAACUUAUUCCCUUUAUAAUCUCAAUAUCCAUUGGCUUGAUUGUCCGAUUUUUGGUGCCGAAACCCGUGCAAGUGUCGAUGCAAGCCUGGCAACUUCUGGCCAUAUUUCUCUCAACAGUCGCCGGACUGGUAUUGAAUCCAUUGCCGGUGGGUGCCUGGGCUUUUCUCGGCCUCACUACCUCAAUUCUCACCAAUACGCUGUCGUUUUCCACGGCUUUCGGGGCGUUCACCAACGAGGUGAUUUGGUUGAUCGUGAUUUCGUUUUUCUUCGCCCGUGGGUUCGUGAAAACGGGCUUGGGCGAUCGAGUUGCCAACUACUUUGUGAAGUGGCUGGGGAAGAGUACUCUGGGGUUGUCAUAUGGGUUAACUUUCAGUGAGAUUCUCAUUGCUCCUGCAAUGCCCUCCACCACCGCCAGAGCUGGUGGCAUUUACUUGCCCAUUAUCAAGUCCUUGUCGCUUUCCGUUGGGAGUAAACCGGGUGAUCCCUCUGCCAGGAAACUCGGCGCUUAUCUCGUUCAGUCCCAAUUUCAGUCUGCUGGUAACUCUAGUGCUCUUUUCCUGACUGCUGCAGCUCAAAACAUGCUAUGCCUCAAACUAGCUGAGGAAGUUGGGGUGAUUGUUUCAAGCCCAUGGGUUUCUUGGUUCAGGGCUGCUAGUGUACCAGCACUGGUUUCUCUUCUACUCUCCCCAUUUAUCUUAUAUAAUCUAUAUCCUCCUGAGAUCAAAGACACACCUGAUGCCCCUGCCAUGGCUACUAAAAGGCUGGAGCAUAUGGGUUCUGUCACAAGAGAUGAGUGGGUGAUGAUUGGCACAAUGAUUCUUGCAGUAUCUUUAUGGGUCUUUGGAGAGGCUCUUGGUAUAGCAAGUGUUGUUGCUGCCAUGCUUGGCUUAUCAAUAUUGCUGUUAUUGGGAGUUCUUGAAUGGGAUGAUUGUUUAAGUGAAAAGUCAGCGUGGGAUACCUUAGCUUGGUUUGCAGUUCUAGUAGGUAUGGCAGGCCAAUUAACAAACCUUGGUAUUGUAACCUGGAUGUCAAGUUGUGUGGCAAACCUCCUUCAAUCUUUCUCUUUGAGUUGGCCAGCUGCCUUCGGUGUUCUUCAGGCUUCUUACUUCUUCAUUCACUACCUAUUUGCAAGUCAAACUGGUCAUGUAGGUGCAUUGUACUCUGCUUUUCUCGCUAUGCACGUGGCAGCUGGGGUGCCUGGUGUGCUGGCAGCAUUGUCUUUAGCUUACAAUACCAAUCUUUUUGGUGCACUAACACAUUACAGCAGUGGUCAGGCUGCUGUCUACUAUGGAGCUGGGUACGUGGACCUUCCAGAUGUAUUCAAAGUAGGCUUUAUGAUGGCCUUGAGUAAUGCUGUGAUUUGGGUAGUAGUUGGGUCAUUCUGGUGGAAGUUCUUGGGCCUCUAUUGAGUUUUCACAUUCUUAGGUAAUUCUUACAAUUUUCCUGUUAUAUUUUGUCCGCCUGAUCCAGGACAUGGUUGAGAGCAUCUCAUUUUUCCUUCAGGAAAAUCUUCCAAUUUUAUGGCUUUUGGCUUCUUCAGAGUAAAGAACCAGUGUUACCAUGCUCAAUCGAAUUCCAAAUAAUUUUCUCUUUAUGGAAGGAAAAGUUGGAAAAUGAAGUGUACAACACUCUAUGUCAUCCCUAAUUAUCGUGGGCUGCACUGUUGUGAUACACAGUGUUCAUAUAACCACUGAGCUUGAUUUUGAUUGUGGAAAGGAAAAUAAGAAGGAAAAAAAAUGAAGAAAAGAAAACGAAAAUCUAAAGUAAUUAUACUAAGGGCAUGUUUGUUACCCUAUACUGUGAAUGAAAGUGAGAAAGUUAUUCCA
Molecule: messenger RNA, 2319 nt
Organism: Vitis riparia (riverbank grape)
Lineage: Eukaryota; Viridiplantae; Streptophyta; Magnoliopsida; Vitales; Vitaceae
Product: dicarboxylate transporter 2.1, chloroplastic-like
Exons: 4
Coding region: 220-1902 (560 amino acids)
Biological process (GO): transmembrane transport
Cellular component (GO): membrane
Molecular function (GO): transmembrane transporter activity
Source: RefSeq, a predicted model, not a curated record